Nestor notabilis (Kea) is the source of this 488-nucleotide messenger RNA. It is a transcript of the gene MRPL18, whose product is annotated as mitochondrial ribosomal protein L18. NCBI's taxonomy places the organism in Eukaryota, Metazoa, Chordata, Aves, Psittaciformes, Psittacidae. Gene Ontology annotation, cellular component: mitochondrion; ribosome. Gene Ontology annotation, molecular function: 5S rRNA binding; structural constituent of ribosome. Gene Ontology annotation, biological process: translation. The record is from RefSeq and is a predicted model, not a curated record. The annotation marks the transcript as partial. The transcript has 3 exons.
GUCUUCGUUUUGCAUCAGCUACAGCCAGUGUCAAGCCUGAGACCCAAGUGGACACAAGCGAAAAUGAGAUUGUUGCCCCAGACUUCACUAACAGGAAUCCUCGGAACUUGGAGCAGUUGGCCUUGGCUAGGAAGGAGCGUGGCUGGAAGACAACGUGGCCAAAGCGUGAAUUCUGGCAUAGGUUACGGCUUGAGCGGACACAGCAUUAUGUAGAAGCCUUUGUUGAGCGCUCUAACGGGGAUGUUGUGUUGUCUGCCUCUACCCGGGAGUGGGCCAUAAAGAAACACCUGUACAGUCCCAAGGGAGUAGCAGCAUGCAGAAACCUUGGCCGUGUGAUGGCACAGCGCUGUUUGGAAGCAGGAAUCAACUUUGUGAACUUUAAAGCUGUUAUCCCCUGGGAAUAUCGUUGUGAUUCGAUUCAGGAAUUCGAAAAAGCUAUGCAGGAGGGUGGUGUCAUUCUGCGUGAGCCACGAAGAAUCUAUAAGUAA